AACUAAGCUACUGAUGCCAGCCGUCAUUAAACUCCUUAGAAGAAGAAGUCUGCUUUAUUGUCCUUCUGCUGUUGUAGUGAUGGAAAAUAGCGACGCGUUAUCGGUUUUGAACGGAGCGUUUCACUUUAAAAUACUUCCUGACGGCACAGUUGACAAGUCUAAAGUAAUAUGCAUUUUGUGUCAAACGGAAUUAAAAUACCACCGAAGUACUACCAGUUUGAGGUACCAUCUACGAGCAAAGCAUACAAGUGCAGCGAGUCAGGUGGUAGGGCAGCCGCUGUACCAGAGCUGGCAGGGCCGCUGCACACCUGUGGAUGACGUCAGACAGGACAGGUUAACUACGGCGCUUGCUAAGUGGGUGGCCACUGACUGCAGGCCAGUUGACAUUGUGGAAGACUCUGGUCUAAGGGACGUCCUUAGGUUGGCUAGUUGUGACCAGUUAUAUGCUCUACCGUCGCAGGGGACGGUCGUGUCACGCAUACAGGACCUGUAUGACACCGAGAAAAAUAAACUGGAACUCAUGAAAAGUGCUGUCGCGUUAGUCGGAGAUCAGUGGACGCCAGGAGCUGGGAGUGGUGACGACCAGGAGAAGGAGUUAGAAGUUAAAGAUGAGAAGGAGCAGCACGGCCCUCUACCUGUGGUUAGUACAAGCUUUUCCCUGACAGAGCCCUGUCAAAACAGCGACCAGGAGAUGGGAGUCUCUCUUAACCGUAAAAGACGAGCCACCACAGAAACCACAGAGACAAAUUCUGCAGAGGCCCUCGCCAGCCUCAAAGAUGAAGACGAACUGUUUCUACUCAGCCUUCUGCCCUCACUAAAGAGGCUCACCAUAAAAAAAAGAAUGGAGGUGCGGAUGAAAUUCCAGCAAAUUCUUUAUUCUGCAGAGUUUGAGGACUAAACAUUUAAGUUAAAUCAAUAUGAUGUAUAAGUGUUAGAAGGGCUUAUCACUGUAUAUAAUCAACUUUAAAACAUGUCAAUAGAAUUUCUUUACCAUUGUAAAAUGAUUAAAUGUCUUUGUGAAACACACGUGUUGUUGAAAUAUAUCAAUAUGUAGAUCUCCAUAAUUCAUUGUUGGCAAAGUUGUAUAAAGAGAUUCAUCUUUUGGUGUGAAAACAGAGAAAACUGCCUCGUCUUCAGGAGGUGAUGAAGUCACUGUUUGUUAGUAUCUACAGUAACUUUCAAGCUGUCGAUUAUUAAAGUAAACGUGCAGUAAAAUCGGAUGAAUUUCAAUACAACAGCUGCUGCUUACUUCAAUUUGUUGAACCAUGUGCUUUAAUCUGGAGUGUCUUGUGCAUGUGUCCCUGUUGACUUUGUUAUUCAGAUAUCAGAAAGUUGUUUUAUGGUUGGCUAAUGUUUGCAUUGGUAAGUUGUCUUUUACAUGAACAGAACAAAAGCAUUAAAGCCACAAUUACUUAUUGUGCUGCUGAACAAACUGUAUAGUCUUUGUCCAGCUCUUACAACAAUGUGAGAAGUGGGGAUUGUCAAAUUCCAUAAAGUAAAUCCACAAGAAAUGUUGGUCUAAUCAACACUGCCUGCUUAUUAUUCCUCACCCUCUGUGUAGAGUUCAUCGUGCUCACUGACUGUAUACAUGUGUCUUCAUCUUUCAGAAAAGUCUUAUUUUUACAAUAUGUUUGACAAAUAAAUAUUUAUAGCUCCUGUAAUACA
This is a messenger RNA of Labrus bergylta (ballan wrasse), 1665 nucleotides long. RefSeq lists its product as uncharacterized. The record is from RefSeq and is a predicted model, not a curated record. Gene Ontology annotation, biological process: regulation of transcription by RNA polymerase II. Gene Ontology annotation, cellular component: transcription regulator complex; nucleus. Gene Ontology annotation, molecular function: DNA binding. NCBI's taxonomy places the organism in Eukaryota, Metazoa, Chordata, Actinopteri, Labriformes, Labridae.